This is a messenger RNA of Aureobasidium subglaciale EXF-2481, 1696 nucleotides long. RefSeq lists its product as uncharacterized. The record is from RefSeq and is a predicted model, not a curated record. The coding region runs from base 111 to 1217 and encodes 368 amino acids. Lineage: Eukaryota; Fungi; Ascomycota; Dothideomycetes; Dothideales; Saccotheciaceae. Gene Ontology annotation, molecular function: oxidoreductase activity, acting on the CH-OH group of donors, NAD or NADP as acceptor; magnesium ion binding; NAD binding. The transcript is spliced from 3 exons.
GUUUGAUCCUCCGGCUCUUUGCAUUCAAAUACUAUCCGAUCAUCAAGACUUCUCGGUUUCUCCAUCAAUCUAUCAACCAAGCACUUGAAAGCAACUCGGGAACCGCAAACAUGUCGCCCUCCGCACUCGCCGCAAUUCCCACAUACAGUAUCGCCACCAUCCCCGCAGAUGGUAUCGGCCCGGAGGUCGUUGAGGCUGGUGUUGAAGUGCUCAAAGCCCUGAGUCAGAAGCUUGCGACAUUCAGGAUUACCUUUGAGAACUUCGACUGGAGCAGCGAGACUUACAAGAAGACGGGCAAAUACAUCCCUGAUGGCGGCCUCGAGCAACUGAAGAAGCACGAUGCCAUCCUCUUCGGUGCCGUCGGAGCGCCUGACGUUCCGGAUCAUAUCUCUCUGUGGGGACUGAGACUUGCCAUCUGUCAGCCGUUCCAGCAGUAUGCCAACGUUCGCCCAACUCGUAUUUUCCGUGGAACUCAAUCUCCCCUUCGCAACGCCAACAUUGGCGAUCUCGAUUGGGUCAUUGUUCGCGAGAACAGUGAAGGAGAGUACGCUGGUCAAGGUGGUCGUUCUCACCGUGGCAAGGCUUGGGAGGUUGCCACCGAAACUUCCAUCUUCAGUAGGCACGGUGUUGAGCGCAUCAUCCGCUUUGCCUUUGAGACUGCUCAGAAGCGCCCUCGUAAGAUGUUGACAGUCGUCACCAAGAGCAAUGCCCAGAGAAACGGCAUGGUCAUGUGGGACGAGGUUGCCCACGAGGUUGCUCAGGACUUUCCUGAUGUCAAGGUCGACAAGAUGCUCGUCGACGCCAUGACUGUGCGCAUGGUCAUGAAGCCCGGAUCUCUUGAUACCAUUGUCGCCACCAACUUGCACGCCGAUAUCUUGUCAGAUCUCGCUGCCGCCUUGGCCGGAUCUAUUGGUAUCGCACCCACGUCCAACUUGGACCCCAGUCGCGAAAACCCUAGUAUGUUCGAGCCCAUCCAUGGCUCUGCAUUCGACAUCACGGGCAUGGGAAUCUCGAACCCAGUCGCCACAUUCUGGUCUGCGGCUGAGAUGCUCGAGUGGAUCGGCGAAGCAGAUGCAGCCAGACAACUGAUUGAGGCUGUAGAGAAGGUCUGCGAAAGGGGUGUAGUGACUGCCGAUCUUGGUGGCAAAGCAAACACCAAAGAUGUCACUGCUGCCGUCUGUGAGGAGAUCGAGAAGAUUGCUCUCAAGAAGAUCUGAGCAUAACUUUGCUGUGCAAUGUAUACAACGACGUUCAAGCCUUUGACCUUGAUUCCAGCUUAUUUCGUCUUGAUGGAAACUAAUGCGAUCAUUGCGAUGGGGUGUGACUGCUGAUGAAUGACACAUGCUUUCGAGAUUUUCUAUUCUCGGACUCAUUCAGCCCCACAUGUCCCAUGUUCAGCGCAUGUUGCGGGUCUUCCAGGCGCGAGGGGACGCCACAAACACCAUUAUUUUUCAUGAAAUACGCUCAGCCAGAUGGAUUUGACGCGUUUCGAUUGCCUGGAUGUCCGGCACCAGCAAGCUCACAUGUACGAGGGAGUCAAGUGGCGUACGCCGAGCGCUAGUGUCUGUAUGACAUUCAAUCGCUAUGUACCUCCCAUAUUGAACUCAUGAUCAGAUCGCCCGCUCUAAACUUCCCAGCUUCUCAUGUGUAGCGAAGUCGAGUGGCCAAGCUGUAGACUAGAGCCAUAAUAUCGGUC